Messenger RNA from Daldinia loculata, 814 nucleotides. RefSeq lists its product as uncharacterized. The transcript has a single exon. The coding region runs from base 110 to 517 and encodes 135 amino acids. The record is from RefSeq and is a predicted model, not a curated record. Lineage: Eukaryota; Fungi; Ascomycota; Sordariomycetes; Xylariales; Hypoxylaceae.
AACAAAUCCUCACGGUAAUGACGCGGUAGACCGGCGACAAGCAAAAAAACAACGGGAGAGCCGUGUCUGCUGGAGGGAAUACUGGGGAUAAAUCAAAGAGACACAAACCAUGGCAGUCCGACCACCACAACCACCAACCCAGCACCGUCCCCCGCGCCCAACAAGACGAGGCCCCGCUCCAAGUCCAACCAGCAAUAAGAUAGCCAGCAAGAUAGCCAGCGGAAUAUCCGGCAUAACAGUCAAGCGACUAGUCUGGACAGGCGCCUUCGCCGCCGUUACCAUCGUCGGCGCCAUCUACGGCGCGGGCCUGAAGACGCAAUCCGAUUUCAAGCAGGAGAAGCGCAAGAUCGUCGAGGCUACGCCCGAGGACCGCAUCCGCGAUCUCGAGGCCCGCCGCGCCGCCCUCGUCGCCCAGAAAUUCCCGUUCGAGAGGAAGUUAACUGAUCUGAGGGCGAGGAUGAGCGCGCAGGAGGGGAAGGAUGAUGUGGGAGGUGAGGGGGUGGGGGGUAAGAAAUGAGGUUAGUUGAGUUGGGCAAGACUGGUUAUGAGAAAAUAAUAGGGCUUUAAGAUAAAGUGAGUACGGGAAAAGGGGAUUGGUGGACGAACUACGGAAGACUCGAUGAAUUGCUAGGAUUCAUCUUCCUACGUUACUCCAGUGGAAAUUUACGCCACGCGCCUACGAGAAACGUAAAUAGUGGCUAUGAUAGCCUCCCACCCUACCCUUCAGAUGAGAUGAAGGACAAAAUGCCUCAAUAGAGGAUAUGUACCUAGUCCAAGGACGCACCGCGUAAUACGGCCACGCGUUGAACGCCCU